Messenger RNA from Serpula lacrymans var. lacrymans S7.9, 2608 nucleotides. RefSeq lists its product as uncharacterized. Gene Ontology annotation, biological process: L-histidine biosynthetic process. The record is from RefSeq and is a predicted model, not a curated record. The coding region runs from base 1 to 2394 and encodes 797 amino acids. Gene Ontology annotation, molecular function: phosphoribosyl-AMP cyclohydrolase activity; histidinol dehydrogenase activity; metal ion binding. Gene Ontology annotation, cellular component: cytoplasm. Lineage: Eukaryota; Fungi; Basidiomycota; Agaricomycetes; Boletales; Serpulaceae. The transcript is spliced from 5 exons.
AUGGCCUCUUACAUCAACCAAAUGGCCAGUGAAGAUAUAGACCAGGUCAUUUCCAGCCUUGACAGCGGCUCAGAAAAAGCCAUAGUUCCAAUUUCUCUAGCAAAAGUUUCAGUCGGUAUCGUACCCGCAAAUCGCCUUCUCCUUUCCCUCGAUGUAGCCAGCGUCAGUGCCGUAUCUGACUCGGUUCGAAAUGCUGUUUCUGGAGUGCUCCUCAUUACGCCCACCUCGGACGUCGAUCUCAUUAGCUCUGUUUCCCGCUUCUUUGUCGGCUCAUCCAUUCACGUUCUCUCCCAUGAUCCUCCUUCCACUUCCACAAUCAGAAAACUUGCAGCCAUCGGUGCAACCCUCGUCCUUUCAUCAUCACAGCUCACGCUCUCCUCUUCAUCCGAUUCAAAGAUCAACAUCGCAGAUGCUUUCCUUGCGCCGAUACAAUCAGAUCGCCCUGAUGGCCUGUUCCCCACCGUAGUAACGUCUCUCCUUCAAAACAACCGCUCACUUGGUCUCGUAUACUCAUCUCGCGAGUCAGUUAAAGAGUCUAUCCUUACAGGAAAAGGCGUUUACCACUCCCGCAAACAUGGUAUCUGGCGUAAAGGAGAGACUUCUGGUGCCACACAGGAUGUCAUUCGCAUCCGUACUGACUGCGAUGCCGAUGCUCUUGAAUACAGUGUCGUCCAACACGGUUCUGGAUUCUGUCACUUGAAUCGUCCUUCUUGCUUUGGAGAUUUAGGAGGGUUAGCUGCACUUGAGGAUACUAUCCGCUCAAGGCUGGAGGACGCUCCUGAGGGUUCAUACACUCGCAGACUAUUCAACGAUCAUGACCUUCUCAAAUCAAAAAUCAUGGAAGAGGCGGAUGAGUUGUGCCGUGCGGAGACUAAAGAGGAAAUUGCUUUCGAGGCAGCGGAUUUAACCUAUUUCUCGCUCACUAGAUGUAUUGCUGCUGGGGUCAGCAUUGCUGAUAUCGAGCGAUCACUAGACCACAAGGCGAAGAAAAUUAUUCGUAGACCAGGGCACGCAAAGCCUCAGUGGUUAUCUAAGACUAAAGAUGACAAGACCACAGCAGCUUCUGAGGAUUCUGAUUCCUCAAUUCGCAUGCGCGCAUAUGAUCUCUCUGAGAUCAGCGCCAAGGAACGCUCGCAGCUCCUCAAGCGUCCCGUCCUGAAAUCAGAUGAAAUGAUUGCCAAAGUGAAACCCAUCGUCGACGAUGUCCGCUUACGGGGAGACGCCGCGCUCCUCGAACUCACAGCCAAAUUCGAUAAAGUACAGCUCUCUUCCACAGUUCUCUACCCUCCGUUUUACUCGCCUGAAACAUCGCCUGUGGACGAGAAGGUACGAGACGCAAUAGAUCGCGCUUACGAAAACAUCUAUACUUUCCACAAGGCCCAAGUUGACCCCGCUCCGUUGGUGGUCGAGACAAUGCCUGGGGUGACCUGUACACGCUUUGCCAGGCCCAUCGCACGAGUUGGACUUUACGUCCCCGGUGGCACCGCCAUUCUUCCAUCAACAGCAUUAAUGCUCGGUGUGCCUGCUCAAGUAGCAGGAUGCAGUGAAGUCGUCCUUGCGACGCCCCCACGACCUGAUGGCACUGUGUCCUCAGAGGUGUUAUAUGUUGCGGACCGUGUGGGUGCUUCAACGAUAGUUGUUGCGGGCGGUGCUCAAGCAGUGGCCGCCCUAGCAUACGGUACAGAGACCGUGCCAAAGGUAGACAAAAUCUUCGGACCAGGCAACCAGUGGGUCACAGCAGCGAAGAUGCUUGUCCAGAAUGACACAGAUGCGUUAGUCUCCAUCGACAUGCCUGCUGGGCCAUCUGAGGUUCUGGUCAUUGCUGACGAGACGUGCAACCCCGCGUUCGUUGCUGCAGACCUGCUAUCGCAAGCUGAGCACGGGAUUGAUUCGCAAGUGGUCCUGGUGGCCUCCUCACUCCCUGCAUCAAAACUCUCCGCGAUCGAGGAGGAAGUCGACAAACAGGCACGCGCACUGUCACGUGUAGCCAUUCUGCGGCAGUCCGUUGCGAAGAGUCUCAUUGUCAAGGCACACGACGUACAGGAGGCAAUUGCGUUUUCCAAUGAUUAUGCACCGGAACAUCUGAUUUUACACAUGCGAGGCGCGUCGGGAUGGGUGAAGUCGAUCCAGAAUGCAGGCAGUGUAUUCGUAGGACCCUACACACCGGAAAGUUGCGGUGACUAUGCAUCUGGAACAAACCACACGCUCCCAACGAAUGGCUAUGCACGGCAGUUUUCCGGUGUCAACACGCUUUCGUUCCAAAAACAUAUCACCUCGCAGGAGAUCACCGUCGAAGGUCUGAAAGCACUGGGUCCUAUUGUUGUAACCCUCGCGGACUGUGAAGGUCUUCAGGCUCAUGCGAACGCUGUGCGCAUUCGUCUCGGCGAGGUCUAGCUUCUCAAACGACAAAUGCCAAUAUAAAUUCAUGUACGAUUGAAAGGAAGAAGCGAAAACGUGUCUGUAGCGAUACGCCAUCUUAAAAGUAGUUAAGCAAUCGAGGUAUUGUGGUUGUGUCGUAUUACUAAAUUAGAACUUAUAGCGAGGAAUAGGCUCACAUAUCAGUCAAAACUAGAAAUGAAUAAAGAUCUAUUGCAGGAUGCUAAUGCCC